This is a messenger RNA of Cuculus canorus (common cuckoo), 3819 nucleotides long. Its product is annotated as KIAA1614 ortholog. Gene Ontology annotation, molecular function: protein kinase C binding. The record is from RefSeq and is a predicted model, not a curated record. Gene Ontology annotation, cellular component: cell cortex; nucleus; apical plasma membrane. Gene Ontology annotation, biological process: centrosome cycle; regulation of cellular localization; establishment or maintenance of cell polarity. The transcript has 9 exons. Bases 348 to 3365 code for a protein of 1005 amino acids. NCBI's taxonomy places the organism in Eukaryota, Metazoa, Chordata, Aves, Cuculiformes, Cuculidae.
ACAGGUGUGAUUGGAGUUGAUGAUCUCUAAGGUCUUUUCCAACCUAAUGAUUCUAUGAUUCAUGGAGCAAGGAGUCAUCCUGGUCAGCCCCGAUGCUGCUGUGGGGCAGGAAGCCCUUGGGCUCAGUUUUGGCCGCAAUGGGGCCCUCAGGGGUGGUGGAGGACAUUUUAAGAAGAUAAAAGUGAUUUCUUGCCGCUUGUGCUAGUGGGGGGCAGCACAGCCAGAGCCGGGAGGAUUAAAACAAUUUCAUAAUCCUGGUGAUUUCCUUUUGAUCGGGAUUAUGAAACCAAUCACGAAUAUCAAAAGCCACGGCUUAAAGCGGCAGCCGGCGCGGGGCCGGGCCACCCAUGGCUCCCGCAGCACCCCUGGGGACGGCAGCCCCAGCACCCCCAGGGCACAUGGAGGGGGGCUCUCCCCCUGAUUCGCGGCGGGCACUGCGGCCCCUCAAGCAGCACAGCCAAGCCCCAGACCUGCUGGAGCACCACGAAGCCACCCACAGUCCCCAUGCCAUCCUGGAGAGCAAGGUGAAGGCGCUGAAGGAGAAGCGGGGAACCGGCAGGCCAGGGACCCCCACGGCCACCCCAGAGCACUCCUCAUCCAAGAAGCCCCGACCGCGACGGGGAAAGUCGGGCACGGAUGCAGCAGCGGUGGAACCACGGGCUCAGCUCCGCACGUACCUGACGGAUGGGCUACUGAACGGUGGUGGGGAGCCUGCGGCCACCAGCCCCCCAGCGCCCCGAGCCGGCAUCCCGGGGCUCUGGCGGGUGCCGACACCUCGGGGAGAUGUGCCGGGAGGUACCGAGCUGCCACGAGAUGAGAGCAGUGGGUCCCGGGGCUCUGCUUUCUCCCGUGAGAAACCCAAGGAAGAUGAGGCACAAACCUCGCCGCGGGACCAGGGGACUCCAUCUGUAUUGCCCACCACGGUGGAGGGCUGGGAGAGGCUCUCACUGGCCGAACGGGUGGAGAGGAACCGGCGGCUGCUGCAGGAGGUGCUGGGCCUUGCCGUGCUGGAGGUGCCAGCAAGCGAUGGGGACUGGGACACAGGCGUCUCGCUACAGGAUGCCAAAGGCUGCAGGGCCUUUGUCCCCCAGCCGGAGCUGGAGCUGAGCCCGCGGCACGAGCAGGCCAAGCAGCUGCUGCAGCGCGCCCGUAUGAAGGCUCGGACGAACCCCCUGCGUGCCAGCCACGACAUCCUCCUCCUCUCCACUGCUGCUGCCCCGCGCCCCAGGGAGACCAGCGGGAGGCCAAGCAUUGCCCCGCGGGAUGGCGGGAGCCUGAGCGACUCAUCAAGUGGGGAAUCAAGCUGUGGGCGCCCAAGACGGCCCCGGGGACCCUCCCCAUCCCGUGUCCGCUUUGAGGACGAGUCGGUUCGAGACGCUGAAGUGCGAUACCUGGAGCGGCUGCAGCUGCGGCACCGACGGGCACUGGGAUCGGUGUUCUCUUCCUUGGAGCCAGACGAUGGUGGGCAGCCAGGGAACAACGGGGCUGGCCAACCCAAAGCCCGGAGCAGCGACCUCGUGGUUGGGGGCAAGUGCAGUGCUUGUGGCUCUUUCCUCGGUGCCACCACUGGCCGGAGUGUGGAUACACCAGCAGCAACCGACACAGUUGAAAGCAGCCCUGCGGCACAAGGAAGCGUCCCAGGGGACGGCGGGGAGCCGAGCGCUGCCAAGGCAGAGACCAAAACUAGGGCUCUGGGCCCCCGUGGGUCUCCCCUCUGGAUCCUCCCCUCCCGGCAGCGCAUCCACACUGAGAAGAUCAAGGAGACGUACAUUGGGGAUGUCACGUACAUUGAUGAGGUGGACUCAGCUCUGGAGAGCACGGACACCUCCGACAGCUGCCGGACGGACAGUGAGGAGGCAGGACCCCGCAGCCCCCAUGCCCAGGGGCACCGGGACCUCCGGGCUCACGGGCACAGGGCCCCUCGUGCCAGCCCACAACCGGAGACACGGGCUGGGAAGGGGACAUCCGUGUCCAGUGGUGGCCCCAAAGAAGGAGAUGGAGGUUUGGGCUGCACUGCAAGUCGUCCAGGAGCUGUUUGUCCCCUGACACUGAGCAAAGCUGGCAGCCAGGAGCACGGGGAGCUUCACCAGCGUCGGGGGAGCAGUGAGAGGGUGGGAAAUGCUGCUUGUCCCCCGCACAAGACCCCGGACCUCUCCUCGCAGCAAGGGGCCAGCACCCCAAAGCCAGGUGCUCACCUCCCUACUCCCCCUUCCACCAAAAAGGCCUGCUCCCAGGUGCCUUGCAGGAAAGCCCUCUUCUCCGGCAGUGGCCGCCGGGCAUCGAGCCAAGGAGCCAGGGGCCCAGACCCCGACAGUGAAAGCACUGGGCACCCCCAGCCUACCAGGUCAGGGGAGCGACGGGGUCCCUGCAGCCCCAGGUGGCUCCCAGGGAGUCCCCUCCGUGCCUUGUCCACCAACAACUGCAACAACACCCACGGACAGGACGGGCAGGAUGCCCUGGGGAUGGGCAAAGGUAAGAGCCCCAUGCACAGGGUGCCCCAGGGGUCCCCAGCAAGGCAGGGAUGUGACUUCCUCACUGUGGUUACAGGGGCACCGUUGCAGCCCACCGCUGUGCCCAUCACCCCAGUGUCCCAGGAGGCUUCCCCCGGCGAAAGUGCUGGAACCUCUGGAGCACAGCAGCAUCACCCAGCCAGGAGCACAGCACACGGGGACCUGGGGAGGCCAGCAAGCCGCAAGAGCAGCAGUGCCUCAACGUCGGGGCUGAAGAAGCUCCUGUGCAGCCUGAGCCAGAGCACCAAGCAACGCCUGGGCCGCUUCCGCUGCUACAGCAUGGAGCAGCUCCCGGUCCCCGGGAGCACCCCUCCGGAUGGCGCUGGCAUGAAGAAGUCACCCUCCCUGCAGUCCCUGCAGCUGGUGUCACCCUUCUGCCAGCCCCAAAAAGCCUCCUCCAUCCAGAACCUGCGCCCCUUCCUGGGCAAGGCGCCCCGGGCCAACGCCUACCUCCUGCCCCAGACCGCAGCCGACAGGAAGGGGGGCUCAGGGCCACGGCGCUCGCUAAGCGUGGAGGACAUCGGGGUGCCUGGCCGGCUGCGUGCGGUGGGGCGCGUGGUGGAGGUCUUCCCUGAUGGCACCAGUCAGUUGGAGCUGCAGCGACCCCCUCAUGGCGCCUUUGGGUUUUGUGUCACCUCUGGGCACGGACGGCCUGACACAGGUGUCUAUGUGCAGGAGAUGGCGGACGCUGGCACAGCCAAGCUGUACGCGGGGCUCCUGGGCGUCGGGGACGAGAUCCUGCAGGUCAACGGGGCGGCUGUCUCUGGGCUGGGGCUGGCCCGCAUCCGGGAGCUGCUGCUCUGUGAGGACACCCUGUCCCUCCGCGUGCUCAGGCACCGUCCACCACCCCGGUAGCACCAGCAUGGCUCUUGGAAAGCCCAGAGGGAAGAGAAGGACAAUGUCCUGGGAUGCUGCAGGAUGGUGCAAUGUGGACCAAGCUGCCCCACUGCGUUGAGCUCUGCCCUGCUCCGGCGCAAUACAAUACUCGGCUCCCUGCUGCAGUGGAAGCAGGCAGGUUUUCCAGUCCCAGGGAAGCAGAGUGGGACCAAGAACCCUCCCAGAGAGUGUCCAGUGAUUCCAGGAGCUGCCCCGAGUGUGGGGACAGGGACUGCUGCGGAGUCAGGGUGGGUCUGUCCUGUUGGUCACCAAGGUGGCCAGCGCAGGGAUGCCCCAUCCCUGAAUCCCCAGGAGGUGUGUGGUUCCCUGCUGGUGCUGGAACCCUGCGUCCACGGGCUGGUGGGUUUCUGUUAAAUUAUUUCGAACAACAACAAAAAUUAUAUAUAUAUGUAAUCAUAAACCAUGGUGCCCU